Tripterygium wilfordii is the source of this 1771-nucleotide messenger RNA. RefSeq names its product BES1/BZR1 homolog protein 4-like. Lineage: Eukaryota; Viridiplantae; Streptophyta; Magnoliopsida; Celastrales; Celastraceae. Gene Ontology annotation, biological process: DNA-templated transcription; brassinosteroid mediated signaling pathway. Gene Ontology annotation, molecular function: DNA-binding transcription factor activity. The transcript has 3 exons. Bases 534 to 1493 code for a protein of 319 amino acids. The record is from RefSeq and is a predicted model, not a curated record.
UUCAACGGGGAAAACAAUAAAUUAUAAACUCUCUCUAAUGUCCCUUCUGAUCUGGAUAGAGCAUCUGUAGUAGACGUCAAUAUGCUUUUAAUUACAGACGAUCAAUCUAUUUAUCGGCGUGAGUAGAAUUUCUUGCUCAGAUCAAUAUUUUCUCGAGUUUAUUUUAUAACAAAUGCGAAUACUUUGCUACGAAAAGGUCUCAUCCUCCUUAUUAAAAAAGAUACGACACGUGUUACCCCGUGAUUUCUGGAAAAAAGCAUUCCCUUUCCUAGUUCCCUUCCCUUGCAGUGGCAUCUUCGUAAAUCUGGGAACUGUCCGUGUCUUAUUAUGUAAUUAGCUCACCUUCCGAGAACUUAACUGCUCCCUAUUCGACGACUUUACUGUAUCUCUGCAUCUUUCUCUGACUCGGUCUCUUUCUCCACCCCCAUAACUAGUUUUAUAGAAGGAAUCUCGCCAGAAAUCUCAUUCAAGCCAACAAUUUCUCAGAUAAAGUAACUAUCCGGUGGUUGCAUCCUGGUGUGAAUUAUUUGUUGAUGAAAACGGGGACCAGAAUGCCUUCCUGGAAAGAGAGGGAGAACAAUAAGAGGAGAGAGAGGAGACGCCGAGCGAUUGCUGCCAAGAUCUACGCAGGUCUCCGUACCUAUGGCCAAUACAAGCUCCCUAAACACUGCGACAACAACGAGGUCCUCAAAGCUCUCUGCAACGAGGCCGGCUGGACUGUCGAAGAGGAUGGCACCACCUACAGAAAGGGUUGCAAGCCUGUGGAACGAAUGGACAUAGUAGGAGGAUCUACAUCAGCUAGCCCGUGCUCUUCGUACCAACCAAGUCCAUGUGCAUCCUACAAUCCAAGUCCACCUUCCUCUUCUUUCCCAAGCCCAUCCCGUUACAUAUCCAAUGCCAAUGCCCUCAUUCCAUGGUUUAAGAACCUCUCUUCUAGCUCAUCAUCAGCCUCAUCCAAAGACCCCUUCCACCUUUACAUGCAUGCAGGCUCUGCAAGUGCUCCAGUGACACCUCCAUUGAGCUCCCCAACAUGCAGAACUCCUCGUACCCAAAAUGACUGGGAGGAUGCAACUAUAGGCCCAGCUUGGUCAGGACAGAACUAUUCUAUCAUGCCCUCAUCUACCCCACCUAGUCCUGGCCGCCAGGCCCUGCCUGAUUCGGGAUGGCUUGCUGGUCUCCGGAUCCCCCAAAGUGGGCCAUCAUCUCCGACAUUCAGCCUUGUCUCUCGAAAUCCAUUUGGCUUCAAAGAGGAGCUUUUAUCAGGUGCAGGCUCUCGAAUGUGGAGUCCGAUGCAAAGUGGUACAUGCUCUCCAGCAAUUGCUGCAGGUGUUGACAAUACAGCAGAUGUUCCGAUGCCAGAUGAGAUUGUAGCCGAGUUUGCAUUCGGCAGUAAUACAACUGGCUUUGUGAAGCCUUGGGAGGGAGAGAGGAUACAUGAGGAAUGCAUAUCUGAUGAUCUUGAGCUUACUCUUGGGAAUUCAAAAACCAGGUAAUUGACGAUGUUACAAGCUAGAGAGGUUUCUCGCAAGAAGUGAGAGAGAUCCAUUGAUGAGCCUCUUGAUUUGGCCUCUUUUAUUGUGGAAAGUGCAUGUUGAUCAUUCAGAAUGUCGCUUCUGAGUUUGCAAGGCAGCUUAGUUAGAAGUACAGUGUGGAGGAGUACCUGUUUUUCACUAAUUUCUUCUCCUUUUCUUUUCUUUUUCUCCAAAAGAGAACAAAAAUUUUAGAAAUUAAGUUAUAUAAAUCUAGCUCGUUGUGACUAUGCCCCUCUUCA